This is a messenger RNA of Diorhabda sublineata, 3778 nucleotides long. RefSeq names its product palmitoyltransferase app. NCBI's taxonomy places the organism in Eukaryota, Metazoa, Arthropoda, Insecta, Coleoptera, Chrysomelidae. Bases 258 to 1829 code for a protein of 523 amino acids. Gene Ontology annotation, cellular component: endoplasmic reticulum; Golgi apparatus. The record is from RefSeq and is a predicted model, not a curated record. Gene Ontology annotation, biological process: protein targeting to membrane; peptidyl-L-cysteine S-palmitoylation. The transcript has 10 exons. Gene Ontology annotation, molecular function: protein-cysteine S-palmitoyltransferase activity.
ACUGGAUGUCAAAUAGUUAAUGUCAGCUGUCAAAAUAGUUGAGUGGCUAAUGGUUCUCCACUUUUUAGUAUUUCUUGUUUAUUUGUAAAAAAAAAGAUAAAAUGCAGAUUUCUAAAUACACUAGUAUAUUAAAUUGUGUUUGAUAAUGAUAGAAGUGGCAUGUAGCACACAUGAAAAGGACUACACUUAAAAUAUGAGUUGAAUUGUUUCCUAGUUUCCUUUGUAUUUAGUUUAUAGUUUAAACAAAAGUUAUAGAUAUGGCUAGAGAAGAGAUAACAAGAAAAUGGGAAAUAUUUCAAGGUAGAAAUAGAUUUUAUUGCAAUGGGAGACUAAUGACUGCACCACAUUCUGGAGUAUUUUUAUUGACCCUCUGUUUAAUAACAUUUACCAGCAUGUUGUUUUUCAUUUUUGACUGUAAAUAUUUAGCAGAGAAUGUAACAAUAGCUAUUCCUAUUAUUGGAGUGUUGCUAUUUUUAUUUACCAUGUCUUCCUUACUACGUACAAGUCUUUCUGACCCUGGUAUCAUACCCAGGGCAUCGUCAGAAGAGGCAGCGUAUGUUGAAAAACAAAUUGAAGUAACAAAUUCGGCCAAUAGUCCUACCUAUAGACCACCUCCUAGGACAAAAGAAGUACUAAUAAAAGGACAAACCAUUAAAUUGAAAUAUUGUUUUACCUGUAAAAUAUUCAGGCCGCCUAGAGCAUCACACUGUAGUUUAUGUGAUAAUUGUGUAGAUAGAUUUGAUCAUCACUGUCCUUGGGUGGGGAAUUGUGUCGGUAGAAGAAAUUAUAGAUUUUUUUAUAUGUUUAUUGUUUCUCUGGCAUUUUUAGCAGUAUUUAUAUUCGCAUGUGCAGUUGCACAUCUUAUUUUAAUGACCAAGGACGAUCGUGAAUUUUUGGAUGCUGUAAAAGAAUCCCCGCCCAGUGUUAUAGUAGCAGUGGUGUGUUUUUUUAGCGUUUGGAGCAUUUUAGGUCUUGCUGGAUUUCAUACUUACCUUACAACCAGUAACCAAACCACAAACGAAGAUAUCAAAGGUUCUUUUACAAGUAAAAGAGGACAAGAAAACUUCAAUCCUUAUUCAGAGGGCAAUGUUUGCUUAAAUUGUUUCCACAUAUUGUGUGGUCCAUUAACCCCUUCUUUGAUUGACAGAAGAGGAGUCGUAACAGAGAGUUAUCGUUAUGAAAAUAGUAGAACCUUAACGAAUGCACCAACGUUACCAUUGAAAAAAUAUGGAAUACCCAUUCAGAAUGGUUCUCAGCAAAUGACGCCGGACCUUUCAGAAAUGCCUGGCAUCUAUCGACAAACGACAGAAAACACCGAAAGUAACACUGGUAGCAUAACCCACUUAGUAUCCAGCGAACAGCCUCUAGCUGUGGUGCCCGCGACCGUACAUUUACGAUCUCACGAAGAACCCCUUCAACAAUACAAAUCCCAAACCAGUUUAAACCAUUCACCCGUCUACAACAACAUCACACCGAUACACACAUCGUCGCUAUUGAACAAAUCCCAAACUUGUAUCGAUAACAUCAACGCCAAAUCUUCUUCGAAAGAAAAAGACAUCGCACUUACCGUGGAAGAUCUCCAUUUAGAUCCUGUGAUAUUGAGGGAAGGUCACAUGUUGGCCAAUAUCAACGACAAGAGUCGUUUAAACGAUAUGCGACUCGAUAACGACAUGACAGCUCAAGAAAAGGAGAACAGUUUAUUUAGUGUGAGUAGACUGAGGUUGUUACAAGAUACGACUAUGAUUGAAAGUGCUUUAGAUUUAGAUUCAUUGGAUGGAUCUAGUUUGGGUACGAAUAGUCAAGCAGGACUUAUGAAAAUCGAUGUUUAGAGAAUGUACAUUAUCAGUUCACGUUUUAGAGACAACCUUUUUAUAUAUUUGUAUCAUAAAAUGUACGACCAAUAUCUAAGUGGCUGGGUUCUUUAUCGGGAUACAUUUUUAAGUACAAAGACGUUUUAGUAUAUCAGUAAACUGACUUUUAAAAAAUUUGAUUCGGUUAUAUAAUGUUGAAAUUUAGUAGAACAAUUUAAUAAUGAUUUAUUAAUUUUAACACUAAUGACUUUUCAUCGAUAUUCCUGUUUCGCAAUGCUGUAGAUGCACCAUAAUAGUAUUUUUAUAAUAAUUCAUCAUUAAAACAUUUUUGGGAAUAUUUUGAAUGUCUUUGUACUUAACCUUUUUGCCAAUACAGAAUUUCAAUUAUUUACAUCUUGCCACUGUUGAAAAUAUUUAUAUUAAAUCACAGUCAUAAUCCCUUUAUGUAUAUUUACUUUUUUUUAUACAACUGCAAGAUCAUUUUAAGCUCAAACUUUCCAUUGUUGAACACCUACCUCUCUUAAGUUACUCUUCCUCCUGCUUAUGACUGUUAUAGUCGAAUUAGUGAUAUUUUAAAGGCAUUUCGAAUUAUUUUAAAUAAGUUUGCCAUAUAUUCAAAUAAUAAAAAAAAUUGUAUAACUAUAGCAUUUAAAUAAUGAAACUCUAAACUGACCUACUUCAUUUUACAUAUUUAAUUUGUGUAUAGGUUUAAAAUAAUCUCUAUACAUUAAAAAGAUUUUAUAUAACAAAUUAUUACAACCGAUUAGUAGUUUUAUUUAAACGAAAGUAAAUGUAAAAAAAAUGUGAGGGAUGAUGUAUAAAAGGGAAUCUGAUCACAUCAUGAUCACGUUUUUUUAUUAGAGAAAAAAACGAUAAAAUCGAUGUUCACAUCAUCAUCUAUGUACAAAACGAAUUCCAUACAAUUGGAGAACAGCUUAUUUCACCUGAUAUUACGGAGGUUCUGAACCAUGUAUUCUUUCUUUUCAUUCUUUUCAACAUUGUUUUCAUUUUCUUAAGAAUCAAUUUUUUUCCUCAAGUGGAAGAUACAAAUGUGUAGAGAACUACUUUUUGCUACAUAUUCAAUGAAAACAGAGAAGAAGAGAUCUUUGACAAAGCCAUUCAAUUAUUUGUACCAUGAAUGAGUUCAGAACUAACUUAAAUGCAUUUUUCGGGAUAAUAUUUGUUUCACUGGAUAUAGUGAAAUCUUUUAGUUUUCCAGAUAUUUUGAAAUUAAAUAAACCUUAAUAUUACCAACUCCAUGUUUGAUUAGAAAUACUGCAAAACCUUCUUAACUUCACUUUUUUGAAGUAUAGAUGCAUUUUAACCCAAAAUUUCCUGAUGACUUUUUCCAUAAGUCUUCCAGUUUUGUAACUUUUUUCCUUUUUAAUAUUUUCUGUCUGCAUUUUACAUCAUGAACCAUAUUAAACUCUGUUUUAAUUAAUUAAUUUAUAAUCAACAAUUUCAUUUAUGAAACUACUAUUCGGUUUGCAAUUUUGUAUUUAUUUUACCCUAAGUCUAAGUAAAUUGAAGGUUGAUUCUUGAUAAAAUUAUAUCUAUACCUUUGUGUUAAAAAAUAUUGAUUUUUGUAUAUUAAUUUACAAAAUAACCUUAAAUGUUCACUAAUACGGGGUGCGAUAGCAUAAUUUUGUUUUUUAAAAAAAUUUUUUUCUAAUGUAGGUACAUAAAGUUUUUCUUACAUACUUGCCGCAUGUAACUUUAACUCUUUAAUAGAUAAAACUGUUCCGUAGCGACCGAAUUAUGUCUAGACAAAUGAUAAACCGUUACUAGCGCAUGUUAAAAAAGUUAUGAUGCCACACCCUGUAUGUUUAAAUGAGUAUUCUAAUUUGUAUAUAUUUGAAACUGUUACAAACAUGAAUAUAUGUGCUUUGUUUUUCAAUUUGCUGUUAAAUAUUGCUACAAAAUUACUGAAAUAUAUUAUUGAUAUUAAUAAAAUUGUUGUUAAUAAA